Culex pipiens pallens (northern house mosquito) is the source of this 594-nucleotide messenger RNA. RefSeq lists its product as uncharacterized. The transcript has 2 exons. Lineage: Eukaryota; Metazoa; Arthropoda; Insecta; Diptera; Culicidae. Bases 1 to 594 code for a protein of 197 amino acids. The record is from RefSeq and is a predicted model, not a curated record.
AUGGCGCACACCGUACACGACAGUUUCCGUCCGAUGGAGCUUUACUUGAAGGUCACCGGACUUCUCCCAGUGUUUUGGCGGGACAAUCUUUCGAUCACUCAGCGCAUCGUUAACGGGAUCGUUCUGGGAUUGAACCUUGCCUAUUGUGUGGCCGUCUUCAUAUUCCUGUCACAGAAAACGUCAUAUAACGAACUGAACUUUGUUCAGCGUAGUCAGUUCCGCAAGGUUUUAAACUACUGCUUCCCGACUGUGGUAACCGUGGCGGGAAUCGCCGUAGCGGAUCGCAUCCGCAAGGUUCUUUGCUUGCUGCACGAGGUUGACUGUGAGCUCAAAAGAGCAUGCUGCUGCUUUGUUGACCACGGAAAACAUCGUCAACAGAUUGUACUAUACGCCUGCUGUUACGGAAUAUCUGCCUUUUCAUUGUCGCUGUUUUACCUGUACGUAGUUCCCCGUCCAAUCGCUAUCGUUGUUUGCAACAUUCGAUACGACAUGUGCCUGGUGGCGGUGUGCAACCAGAUUUGCAUCAUCAUCUGGCUCGUCUGGACGCGCUUUCGGGAGUUGAACAAUACGUUAAGGUACAGUAGCUAUGAAUAG